AUGGAUUUUAGAAGCGUAGAAGGCAAAAUUGUUCAAUGGUUAGCUGAAUCGGACACCGAAUUUUUAUCCGACAAUGAACUUCAUUCAUCCGAUUCUGAGGAAGAGAAUAAUGUUGAGACGGAAGUACAUGUCCCUUCUGAGGAAAGUAAGGAAGAAGCUUCAGACUCUUCGGGGGACGAAUUGUUAGUUUCACGUCGCGGGCGUAAUCGAAGGUUAGUGUUAGAUUCUGAUGAUGAUACAAUAAACACGGAUCAGGCGGAAUCCAGCAGUGAUACUCAAACACAAGUACCGCAAUUACAUCCGACAGUUAUUCAGCCGAGCCAGCGUAACUUGUACGGUAAGAACCGACACAGAUGGUCAACAAAUCCUCGUGACCCACGCACACGUACAAGUAGUCGUAAUGUGAUACAUGUCGUACCUGGUCCUUCUGGAUUGGCUAAAGAGGUCUCAGAGCCGAAGGAACUAUUUCAGCUUUUUGUGACGGAAGAAAUGAUCGAUGCCAUCGUGCAAUUUACAAACGCAGAUAUUGAUAUAAAGAGUAAUAAGUACAAACUUUCUAAAUUCACCACUUCUCAGACGUCGGCUAAUGAAGUCAAGGCUUUACUGGGUCUACUUAUUCAAUCUGCUGCCCUGAAAACCAUGCCACUGAACAAUGACCUCGUCUUGGGCAUCCUCAAUGAUGGUAACUGUUCCGAGUUGGACUUCGACGACGACGAUGAAGAGUUUAUUCCUCUGCAGCUGGAAAAUGAUGAAGAAGGUGAAGUUGGGCUAUCCUCUCCGCCUCGCUUAUCUGCGGCAGCUGUGAAAUCGGAAAAUAUUAAAGGUAAAGCGUCUAAAAGGAAGUCUACAUCUGAUAACAUGAAUGAGAGUGAAGCAGGCCCAUCUUGUUCUAAAAAGUCAAAACAAACACCUUGUUCAAAAGUAACACAAAAAUCAAAGGCUGUUAUAGUGAAAUUGCCUGCUCGUAAAAGAUUUGAAGUUGCUGAGACACACAUCUGCACUCCUGACAGAGAUCGGCGCGAUUCAUCCUCAUUACUUGAAACGCAGGCACAAACUUCGGGCAGAUACAAACCCGCUAAUCAUCCGUCUGUGGGAAAGAGGUUUGAUGGUUACGAACACUUUCCUAUUUUUGACGACUUGAAGGCUCCUCGCAAAUGUCGCUCAGAGAUUUGUUCAUGUCGCUCUAAAAUUAGGUGCCGUAAAUGUGAUAUUUACUUAUGCUUGAGUCGUGAUAAAGACUGCUUUUUUGUAUCACCAAAGAAACAAGUCUUAUUUGAUAACGUUUCCUAUGUAAAGACUGUGAUUUAG
Molecule: messenger RNA, 1308 nt
Organism: Parnassius apollo (apollo)
Lineage: Eukaryota; Metazoa; Arthropoda; Insecta; Lepidoptera; Papilionidae
Source: the annotation of a GenBank genome assembly